AUGGAUAAAGAAAAAAUUCCAGAAACAAAAGAAAAAACACCUUUAGUCGAUAAUAUUAAAAACAUAAUCGAAGAAAAUAAAAAACAAAUCAAAAAACUAGAAAAAGAUAAUAAAAAACUCAAAGAAGAAAACGAUGAACUCAAAGGACAAAUCAAAAGACUUUUAGAAGAUGCCAAAAAAAUACAAACAAAUAAUUUAUUGAAAAAUAUCUUGUUUGAUUUAUUAAAACAU
Racocetra persica is the source of this 231-nucleotide messenger RNA. The record is from the annotation of a GenBank genome assembly. NCBI's taxonomy places the organism in Eukaryota, Fungi, Glomeromycota, Glomeromycetes, Diversisporales, Gigasporaceae.